Drosophila sechellia is the source of this 870-nucleotide messenger RNA. RefSeq names its product RAS oncogene family member RabX5 (gene RabX5). The record is from RefSeq and is a predicted model, not a curated record. NCBI's taxonomy places the organism in Eukaryota, Metazoa, Arthropoda, Insecta, Diptera, Drosophilidae. Gene Ontology annotation, molecular function: GTPase activity; GTP binding. The coding region runs from base 1 to 834 and encodes 277 amino acids. The transcript has 6 exons.
AUGCCCCAUCGACUGCGGCAGAACCUGCUGUUGCCCCAACCGCCCACGGUGGUCCUGCACGAUCCUCGCACCCACAUGCGGCACCUGCCACCCGCCUACAGUGCCGCCCAGACUCCGCUGAACAAGGAGCGGGACUUUGGGGCGCAGGUGCGCUACUACCUAGAGGCGCCUCGCAAGCCCAAGUUCCGACCCUGCAAGGUCAUCUUCGUGGGCGACUGCUCCGUGGGCAAGACGGCCAUCGUCAAUCGGUUUUGCUACGACAAGUUUCAGUCGAACUACAAGGCCACCAUUGGCGUGGACUUUGAGCUGGAGAACUUCAGCAUUCUGGGUCACAAAUACAGUCUGGAAAUGUGGGACACUGCUGGUCAGGAGCGCUUCAGGUGCAUCGCUGGAGCCUACUAUCGCAAUGCAAGUGUGAUUGUGGUCACCUACGACAUGUCGAAGAAGGAUUCGCUGGAGUCGGCAAAAAAAUGGCUAAACAGCGCACUCAACUACAAUGCAAGCAAGAGACCCUUGGUUUUCCUGGUGGGCACAAAAGCAGACCUCUUGUCGAAGGAGGAGUUUGUACGCAUGGAACGACUAGCAGGGUUGGCAGCCGCCGAGCUCCAGGCGGAAUAUUGGUCCGUUUCGGCACGAUCUGGCUUCAAAGUCACGGAAUUAUUCCAAAGGAUCGCUGGCCUGGCUUUUGAAGAGGCUGCAAUGCAGGAAAUUAGGUCGAUUAAGAAUAAACCUCAGGAACAGGCCACUCAGGCAUCUGUUAAAUCGCAAACUUUUGAUUUACGCAACUUCUUUGGUAGCCGCCUCUCGCCACAGAGAAGUGGCUGUGCUUGCUAGCCUGCAGAUUGUACAACUUGUAUUUUUAGCUAAACG